Triticum dicoccoides is the source of this 919-nucleotide messenger RNA. Its product is annotated as protein LE25-like. Bases 109 to 351 code for a protein of 80 amino acids. Gene Ontology annotation, biological process: embryo development ending in seed dormancy. The record is from RefSeq and is a predicted model, not a curated record. The transcript is spliced from 2 exons. NCBI's taxonomy places the organism in Eukaryota, Viridiplantae, Streptophyta, Magnoliopsida, Poales, Poaceae.
ACAUGUUACCUAAGCUAUCGCAUCUAUCAACAAGAUCGAGUGCAAGCGACAGCAGAUCGAGUGAUCAGAGCAAACGGUGAGCGCGCGCUACGUGAUUCGUGAAGGCAAAUGGCGACCAUCAAAGCCAAGGUCCAGGACGCCGCCUCCUCCGCCAAGGCCGGCAUCGAUAAGGCGAAGGCCACCGCCGGCGAGAAGGUACAGAAGGCGACGACGACGGACCCGGCGAAGAAGCGCGAGGCGGAGGAGAAAAAGGUGGACCGCAUGCACAAGGUCCACUCCGACGAGCGCGAUGAAAAGGGGGACCACGCCGCUGAGAGGUCCGGGAGGCGCACCAUCGUCACCGGCACCUAGUUAGCUUCUACUCCUACUUGCUAGGCCCGACUACAGCAUGUAGUAGUAGCGUAACCUCGGUUGUAAGCGAAUCGAGGAAUCAAAAUAAGCGGCAGUCCGUCAUAGAAUGUGGUUCGAUUCGAUCCUUCAUCUUCUAGGCUUAUAAAUCUGAUGUUUCGAAAAACGUGACCCGUCUCCAUCGCCCUCUACUCGAACAAUCUUUCACCACAGGUCUAUUGUGAUGAUGUCUGAUUAUCUUUUUCUUUUCUUUUGCUAUAAUCGAUGAUGUCUGCUUCAUUGCCGACGGGCUACGGUUUUGUAAUUGAGGAGACACUCAAAGACGCAGAAAUUCCAACCGACCGGUGUUUGGUGGUUGCAGGGAUCAACACUCGUAUAAGAAGUUUUUCAACCGGGUGGUGUUCGAAGUUUUUCGUCAUUAGGGAUCAACUCGUACAAAAAGUUUUCAACCGAGUGGUAUUUGAAAUUUUUCGUCACUCUUCGGUGGUUAUAGUUUUCAACCAAGUGGUGUUCGAAGUUUUUCGUCAUUCUGUCGAUGGUUAGCACGGAUGAAGAAGGAAUUUUUCUUUUC